Molecule: messenger RNA, 1596 nt
Organism: Saprolegnia diclina VS20
Lineage: Eukaryota; Oomycota; Saprolegniomycetes; Saprolegniales; Saprolegniaceae
Exons: 1
Coding region: 1-1596 (531 amino acids)
Source: RefSeq, a predicted model, not a curated record
AUGACGGACAAGUCGGACGUUUUGCUGGACGAUUGCCACCUCUUGCGCAACGUUGGCCGACCUGGGUACGAGUACCUCAUGGACAGCCGGCGCGUGGACGAGAGCAUGUAUCCUACGGCCCCGACCGCUGGCCAAUACGACGCGAGCAAGCCAGCAAACAGCGCAUACGACCGCCCACCUUCAAGUGGCGCCUACGCGGCACCCAGUACCAGCCCCCCAAGUGGCGCCUACGGCAACCCGAGCACCAGUCCUCCCAGCAGCGGCCACGGCACGCCCACUAGCCCACCAAGCAACGGCUAUGGAAGUCCAACCACGAGUUCACCGAGUGGCUACGGCAAGCCUGCGAAUUCACCAAGCAGCGGUUACGGCAAGGCCACUAGCACACCUACAAGUCCACCAAGCAGCGGAUAUGGCAAGUCCACCAGCCCACCGAGUGGCUACGGCAAGCCUACGAGUCCACCAAGCAGCGGCUACGGCAAGCCCACCAGCCCACCAUCCUCUGGCUAUGACCGACCGACCAGCCCUCCAAGCAGCGGCUAUGGAAAGCCCACCAGUCCACCAUCCUCUGGCUAUGACCGACCGACAAGCAGACCAAGCAACGGCUACGACCGACCGACAAGCCCGCCAAGCAAUGGCUACGGCCGACCGACAAGCCCUCCAAGCAGCGGCUACGGCAAGCCCACCAGACCACCAAGCGCUGGCUACGGCAGACCGACCAAGGCCCCCAGCGACAAGUAUGGCAAACCCAGCGGUGACAAGGGCCGUGGCGCUCGAUACGAUGGCAACGAUGGUCCUGGCUCGCCUGGGAAGGGCAAGCCAUCUCGCUACGGGGAUGACUAUGGCACGCCCACCAAGACCGAGAAGCCGUCGUCGUACGGUAGCACGGAGCCUCCGUGCGAGAGUCUCAAGCCGCGCCCAAAGUACAGCGACUCGACCGAUCAGUCCAAUCGCGGCCGUGAUGCAAAGACGCACUACCGCGAGUCGCUCGUCGAAGAAGCUAAACCAAGUCAAUGCGGCGACUGCACGGGGUGCUACUCGGGUGCCAGUGGUACCUGCCUCGGUGAAUAUUCGCCGCGGCUCUGCUGGACGGCAGGACUCACGUGGUGCGGCGCGCCGGCAGCACCGCCGGCACCGACACCUGCCAACUGGGACAACAUUAGCUGGGGGCCCAAACCCGAGUGGGCGCCAUUUGGUCUCGAGUGGCCGCCGCGCGCGUCGUACUUUACCGACAGCUACAGCUACGCCGACGGCGAAUGGGUCGAAGCAGGCGAUUCGCCGGCUCAAACCAAGUCAUGCACGCCCGACCCGCGCUACGAGCAUCUGAGCCGCCCGGCGUGGUAUCCGCCGCAGCUCUCGUGGCCGCCGCUGAGCUGCGGCGACUUUUGGGACACGGCGCCAGCGCCGCCGACGUCGCUGGCGCUGACCGACCGCGGGCUUGCGUUGCUCAAGACCAACAUGGUGCCGCUCGUGUCGGGGUGCGCGCUCGUGGUCGUGGCGCUCGGCGUGGCGUUUGUCCGGCGGUCGCUACGCCGCCAUCGCGAGCGCCGCGAGCAGGAACUGUACGAAGACAACAGUCACUACCAGCCGCUGCUUUAG